Messenger RNA from Zea mays, 682 nucleotides. RefSeq lists its product as uncharacterized. The record is from RefSeq and is marked validated. Bases 81 to 569 code for a protein of 162 amino acids. Gene Ontology annotation, cellular component: nucleus. Gene Ontology annotation, biological process: response to wounding; regulation of defense response; regulation of jasmonic acid mediated signaling pathway. The transcript has a single exon. Lineage: Eukaryota; Viridiplantae; Streptophyta; Magnoliopsida; Poales; Poaceae.
AUCACGGGGAACUCCUGCAAAACUAGACACUUUUACACAGCGUGGCAGGGCAGCGGCAAGCAGAUCGCGAGCUAAAGACAAUGGCAGCAGCGGGGAGCGUCCAGGGCCACGGCGCGCGGUUCGCGGCGGCGUGCGGCGUGCUCAGCCGGUACGUAAAAGCAGCAGCGGUGGCGACUACGACGACGGUGGAGCUGCGGCCGGCGGGCACGGUAGGGGUACUCCCUCUGAUGCCUGGUGCGGACCUGUCCACGCAAGAGGAGCGCGAGGCGGGGGCGGGGCCGGGGCCGUCGCCGUCGCCGAGCGCGCAGCUGACCAUCUCGUACGGCGGGCGGGUGGUGGUGCUGGACGACGUCCCGGCGGACAAGGCCGCCGAGGUGGUCCGGCUCGCGGCCGCGCAAGGCGCACCGCGGGCGCUGCGAGCGCCGCCGACCAAGGCGGAUGAUCUGCCCAUGGCGAGGAAGGUGUCGCUGCAGCAGUUCAUGGAGAGGCGCAAGGGCCGGGUCGCCACGCGCGGUUCGCCCUACCGCCGUCCGGCGUCGUUGCCGGACCAUCUCACGCUCACGCUCUGAUACAGCUUGUUACUACUAUUACUAGCUAGGUGUGUGUAGCUGUAGCAGCAUAAGAACAGACGAUUGUACAUGGAAAAAAAAGAAAACAGAAAUAACUCUCCGAUCGAGUUCAC